Molecule: messenger RNA, 5532 nt
Organism: Poecile atricapillus (Black-capped chickadee)
Lineage: Eukaryota; Metazoa; Chordata; Aves; Passeriformes; Paridae
Gene: ARL8B
Product: ADP ribosylation factor like GTPase 8B
Exons: 7
Coding region: 232-792 (186 amino acids)
Biological process (GO): protein transport; anterograde axonal transport
Cellular component (GO): lysosomal membrane
Molecular function (GO): GTPase activity; GTP binding
Source: RefSeq, a predicted model, not a curated record
GGGUGACCGCGGCGUCACGUGACGGCGGCGGGGGGAGCCGGGCCCGGACGAGCGCGGGUGUCCCGGAGCGGCCGAGAGCAGCGCCCGGCACAGCCCAGCCCGGUACAGCCCGGCAUAGCCCGGCACAGCCCGGCCCGCAGCGUCCCGGCCCGCCGGAGCCAUCGCCCGGCCCAACCCGCAGCGCCCCCGGCCCGGCCCGCAGCGCCCCCGGCCCGCCCGCCCGCCGCCACCAUGCUGGCGCUGCUGUCCCGACUGCUCGACUGGUUCCGCUCGCUCUUCUGGAAGGAGGAGAUGGAGCUGACCCUGGUGGGGCUGCAGUACUCGGGCAAGACCACCUUCGUCAACGUCAUCGCGUCAGGUCAAUUCAGUGAAGAUAUGAUUCCUACUGUGGGCUUCAACAUGAGGAAAGUUACAAAGGGUAAUGUUACAAUAAAGAUUUGGGAUAUAGGAGGGCAGCCCCGAUUCCGAAGCAUGUGGGAGCGAUAUUGCAGAGGAGUUAAUGCUAUUGUCUACAUGGUAGAUGCUGCAGAUCGUGAAAAAAUAGAAGCCUCUCGAAAUGAGCUGCACAACCUUCUAGAUAAGCCCCAGUUACAAGGAAUCCCCGUUCUAGUACUUGGAAAUAAGAGAGACCUUCCUAAUGCUUUGGAUGAGAAACAGCUAAUUGAAAAGAUGAACCUUGCUGCUAUUCAGGACAGAGAAAUCUGCUGCUACUCAAUUUCUUGCAAAGAGAAAGAUAAUAUAGAUAUCACGCUUCAGUGGCUUAUUCAGCAUUCAAAAUCUAGAAGAAGCUGAAGUCUUCCUGGAAUCUCCAGUACCAGUUGGCCAUAAUCUCAAUUGUCCACUUCCCUCCAUAAUGAGAUACUACCCAAAAAUCCUGUAUCAAGAAUCUGCCUUUCACGGUUCAUUUCUCAUGUGCACUGCUGAAGACUUGUAUUCCUAUUCUGUCACGAAACAACUAGAGUUGUCAUGAUAAAGUCAGCACAAAUAUUUAUUUUACAACCAUCUGUGGUGGGAGGGCUGUGGGGGGGCUUUUUAAAAGAAUAUCUCUACCAUGUUAACUACGAUGGUACACUCUGUUCUGGUUUUUCAGGGCCAGGUUUUUAUAUGAUUUUCAGCAAGUGUUUUAUUUCUAGUGUUUAGUGGCUUGAAGAUGCUGAUGCUUGACAGCAUUAAGAUUCUGUAAGAUGCCACAUACAGUAGUUAGAAAACAUUUAAGCGUGAGUUGUGGGAUACUGAUUGGUCUCACAAAUGCAUGUGAUGUGUGUACGUAAGCAGAGAAAUGGAAACUGUUUGCAGAGGGGAGCACAAGGCAUAGAUCAGCAUCACUAAUCUACAGCUGAGAUCCCGUCACUUGAAAAAGAAAACUCUCUUGGUGAAUUAGGAAAGUCAUCUGGUUCAAAUCAUUCUGUUGCUUCUGUUUAACGUUUAUGUGGGGGAUGGGAAUGGACUGUUCUGUCAAACUUUCAAAAAUUGGAGUAUUCCAGCAUGAAAACAAAUCACUAGGAACAUCAGGCUUCGUUCAAAUACAUUUUUCUAUCUCCAGAUACUCGUGGUCUCUCUCUGAAACCAGAACACGCAUUCUGAGCAGCUGCAUGACACCCGAUUUACUGAUGCUCUUGUAUCGAGGCAGUUGUUGACCUUUAGCACAAUCUGUGUGUAACUGUCAGUGUCUCUCCUGCUCCUGCAAUGGCUGGGCACAGUUUCACCUGGUGCUACGGAAUACCUGGGCUAUUGUGACAACUCUAGACCCGCCUGCUUUCUCCAUGUAACCAUGUGCAAAGCCUGUCAGAUGCAAUGAAAUGUUUUGCUGUGUCAAAGCACAAGAGAGCCAAUGAAUUGAUCCUGUCUCUUGACUAGCUCCUGCAGCUUAGGGAAGUGUGUAUAAACUCAAGAUUAUAAUGUUUCCGUAGCUCUACUUUCUCAGUGACUUCAGCCUAUUUAAAGGGACAGCUUUGUUAAGACUGGUUUGUUCAUCCAGCAGUGUCAGUGUAGCUACUCGUGUGUGCAGAUCCAUGGUGCAGCUGCUUGUGUUGCCUCACACUGUGUGUGAUUCCUCACCUCCAUGUGGUUUGCAUCCCCUGGGAGCCUCGGGCUGGGAGCAGCGUUCAGCGCCCUCGGUUCUGACAAGCCAGUGUUAAUGCAGACUGCCAUGGCCUUACUGUCGUGUCCCAGCUCUGGCACUGCUGCACAGACACUACACGCUGCCUGCCUUCAGUCUGAAGUUGCAUUUUAACUUUUUGUCCCCUUUCAGUUCUCUGAAGCAUGAUUGCAAUUAAUCCAUACUCUGGUGCUGUAGAGGAGAGGGUGUAUUAACUUGCUACUGUAGUCCUGAGUUCACCAGAACUGCUACAGUUACUUUUAUUUAGCAAAUUUGCUUGUGCCUAUAAUAAGGAAACUAAACUAGAAUGUGUGAAUCUUUGUGGGGGACCAGGUCACUGUUUAGUUAACUGGCCUAUAGCUAAACUUGAUGUGUUUGGUGUUUAUCUACUUCACUGCUUUCAGCGUUUAUGGCAUCCAAACACUACCAAUGUUAACCUGUGCAUUACUCUCUGCAUGUGAACAACUUAUACAAUUACUGAACUUUGUAAAUACGUGAAUUUUUUUAUUUAGGUGGAUGCAUAUGUUGGUUUACUGCUCUUCAGCUUUAUUCAAUAAACUUAUGUUUUGAGGGUUGUAUUGACACUUAACUGCCUGACUUGAGUUGAUGUGGCUGAACUCAAAAUGGAAUACCACAAUGGGAUGUCUGUCUCCUCUGCCAAAGAUUACAGUGGGGGAAGAAGGACUGGUAAAUACUGAGCUGAUUCCUAUUCUGUGGUUCAACUAUUCCAGUGAAAUGCUCCCAAAACUACCUUUGAGGCCUGGGGCUUGCUCACCUUACCUGAGCAAGCUCAGAUAGUCAGUCUGAGCAGAUUUCAGGGCUUUUUUAUGUGUGUGAAAAGCACUGGUCAGCUGCAGGGUCUGAAGCAGGGGCAGCCUUCUGGAGCUGUUUUCAGGAGAGAAAUGCAUGUGUCUGCAAGCUUGGUUCUUGUGUGGAGCCUAGAGUAAAACCUUUGUUUUUCUAGCACAAGUGUCAGAUCUUGCAGUGCCUGAUCAUUUACUGCCAAUUAAAGCAGAAAGGUUCUUAUCUUAGUGGAAAGCGAGGCUUUUGUUGACUAAGGUCUUGAACAAAAUCUUUGCCAUGAUUUUAAUCCAAAGUUUCACUGACUGUUCUUCCCAAAGGUUUCUGCUGUAUUAAUUUCUCUUAGGACACUGAUUAAUUUAUAGGACUGUCUGUCAGCAUCUUCCAAUUAAUGGUAAGAAAUUGGAUGUCUUGUUUCAGCCUUGUCUCCCUGUGAGCUUUCAAACUUGCUGAGCUGUAUCAGGUUAGUUUUUAGUCCUCAGUGCAGGUCUUUGAGCAUCCUUCACGUGUAACUCAGCUGGUGGGAAGGACUAGUGAACUGUUAAAGAUUGUGUGCAUAUUUCUUUGGGAGUUUCCUGCAUGCAGAACAAGCUCCCUGUAGUUCAUAGUCAAAGUAAAAUGUCUCUAGACACAAAUCUGAAAACAGUGUUAGUGCACUAAGCCUUGUCAGCCAGGUUGGUGUGAUAUUAGUACCAAUUAUUCAGUAAAUCAGCUGUGGUAUGAAGUGGCCCACAGCUCUUUGCUUGAUGUGGUAUUUCAGUACCAGUUUCUAGGUGUAAAUAGCAGGGAGAGACAGAGGUGUAACAGCAGAGACACCCUGUAACACGUGUGUGCUCUAAAAGGUACAUUUGCAAUACCCCCCAGAAUGCCCCCAGCUGGGUUUCACAGCUCUCUGGUACUGCUCUGCCACAUGCCCUCAGUUACUCCUGUGGCAGGAAGGAGACCUCAGAGUGGCUGUUGGAUUCCACUGCACAGGGUUACACUUAUUCUGUUUCUGGGCUUGAGUAACUUGCCAGGUACCUUUCCUUUGAAACUAGAGUAGUGGAGGAAGUGUUUCCUUCUCAACACCUUUUCAGCCUUGGACUGAAAACAAUACUCAUCUGGCAUAUUAUGUCCGAGGUUAAAUCUUUUCUGGCCUAAUACAGGUGUGGAGUUCAGGCAUUAGCAGUGGUGUUUGCUGAACUUGGAUGCUGUAGCUGUGUUCUAGAAAUGUAAUUUCACCAUGAUUACUUGUCUCAGGCUCUGCAGUGAGCAUGGGCAGUAAAAAGAGGCUGAUUAAAUUUCCCAUUCUCUUCACAAAAGUUGCUUUUGGGGAUGCAUUUUAGUUUCAUAAGUUACUGCAUUUGACAUCAAUGGCCAUAGUCCUGAAACUCCUCCGAUGCAGGUCUUGGCUGUUGGCAUAUUAAGAAAAGCAGCUCUUGUGAAAAGGCAGACACUGAGCCUGAGAGAACUCGUGGUGGUGAGUCCCUGGAAGCUGGACAGCAGUCCUGCCUCUGUGACCUGGUGGGUGUGGGCAUUGUGUGCUGUCCUGGCCUUUAAAUCAGCUCAGUCCCUGGUGGCUCUGUUCUGUGCAGGUGCUGCUGCAGCAGCAGUGAUGAGAUGAGGAAGGGCUGUGGGAGAGUUUUCCUUGCAGUGUCGCUGUCCUGGUCAGCGUGGAUGGAGCUCCUCCAAGUGCAGUUAGAGAUCAGGGGAGUUCCCAUCACCCAGGGACAGCUGAGGGGCUGGGCAGCUGCACAGAGCAGCUCUGUCCCACCACAUGGCAACAGGAAAGCUGCACAAAUGUGGAGCUGUGCCAUGAUCUGUGGAACCAAUCGUCCAGUUUCUCAAUGAUUUAUGUCUUCUCUUUGCACCUUGAUGGAAACAGGUUGGAAAGAUUUUGGGUGCUGAUAUCAAACUGCAUAAUCUUCACUUUCUGGUAGAAGUAAAGGCCAAAGAAAAUGCCUUAAACAGUCUCUCUGUUGAAUCUCAGAACGUUGUGCAGGGAUCUGUAAUAAGCUGAGGUAUGGCUUAGCAGGAUUAUCAAGCUUUUAACUUCCCUGAGGUUUCCUUUGUCGUGGCCGUGGCUGUGCAAUGGCACGUCCUGGUUUGCUUUGUGCAGGAACUGUGCUCCCCCAGCAUGCCCAGCACUGCUCCCCUGCCUUGCUCCUGCACUGACCCUGACGAGUGUGGAUCCCAAAAAGGGGUGGAGAGCAGCAUAUUCAGCUGUUUCUAAGCUGACACGGCCAGUGAAUCACGUUAAAGGAGAAGCAAUGUGUGAGUGCCUGAGCUUCAGGGCUUUAGUUCCCAAAACGUGAGUGCAGAACAACUUGUCUCACCAGACCAUGACCCUUCAGAGAGUGCUCUGCUGCUUUAGGGCUGCAGCUGCUGGAUGUUCCCGUGUGUCUUGGUGAAACAGAAGGGUUUUCUCAUGGCAAACACGGAAUGGCACUCAGAGGGGCUUUGCACAUGCUCUUUAAAAGGAGAAGUGAAAUACUUGAUGUUUUUAUUUCCCUCCCAGUGGAAGGUGGGUAAGUAGACCUUUGUGCCAGGAUUAGUGCCUUUUAAUUAUGACAUGACAGGUUUUAUUCUGUUAAAGGCAACAUCUAUCAUUGUGAUAAUUUUGAAGUGCUUCAAUAAAGUGUUGUUGAAAACCA